Notolabrus celidotus (New Zealand spotty) is the source of this 3289-nucleotide messenger RNA. RefSeq names its product gastrula zinc finger protein XlCGF57.1-like. The record is from RefSeq and is a predicted model, not a curated record. Gene Ontology annotation, molecular function: DNA-binding transcription factor activity, RNA polymerase II-specific; RNA polymerase II cis-regulatory region sequence-specific DNA binding. The transcript is spliced from 2 exons. Gene Ontology annotation, biological process: regulation of DNA-templated transcription. Bases 130 to 1818 code for a protein of 562 amino acids. Lineage: Eukaryota; Metazoa; Chordata; Actinopteri; Labriformes; Labridae.
AGUAGUGUUUUACUUCCGGGUCUGCGCGGCCGCAGAUCGCAGACUUGUAUGGACAAUCCAGCGUCCUGCAUUACAUGAGCAGUUUAAUCCUUGAAACUGUUCCUCCUUUGACUCUUAGAUCAGAGCAACAUGUCCGGGUUUAAAGACCUUAAAGAUUCAUCCAGACGGAGGCUUCUCUCUGCGGCUCACAGAGACCUGGUGGAGCAAACAACGCCGACUGUCCACGAAGAAGAAGAAGAAGAAGAAGAAGAAGAAGAAGAGCUCCACCGACAGAUCCAGCUGCACAGAGUGAUUCUAACACCUGACAUAAAGCUGCAGAGAGCAGUGUUUCCUGCAGUCAUAAAAGAGGAGCAGCAGGACUGGAGCUCCAGUCUGGACCAGGAGGACAAGAAGCCUCCAUGCAUUAAAGAGGAACAGGAGGAACUCUGGAGCAGUCAGGAAGGAGAGCAGCUUCAAGGACUGAAGGAGGAUGAUAUCAUCAAGUUUACAUUCAUGUCUGACCCUGUAAAGAAAGAAGAUGAUGAAGAGGAACCUCAGUCCUCACAGCUACCAGGACAAACUGAUCAGAUGAAAACAGAUGCUGAUGGAGAGGACUCAGAACAAGACAGGAACUCAGAUCAGGAAGACUCGUCUGAACCUGAGACUGAUGACAGCGAUGACUGGGAGAAAACCGUAGAAAAUCCACCAGGUUUAAAGUCUCUGGAAAACAUGACAGAUAACACACCAAAGUCGGAUAGCUACUCUUUGUGUGGUGAAACACUCAACCAUAAGUCUGGUCUCACGGCUGAAAUAGCUCCUCACAGCAGGGAAAAGCCCUUCAUCUGUCGUCAGUGUGAUAAAAGCUAUCACUACAAGUGCUCUCUGACCGCACACGUUAGAGCUCACACCAAAGAGCUGCCGUUCAGCUGCCUUCAGUGUGACAAAAGAUUCAGCCGAAAGUGGGAUCUGACAGUUCACAUGAGAUACCACACGGGAGAGAAACCUUUCAGCUGCUCUGAGUGUGAGAAAAGAUUCUCAGAAAAAUGCAAACUGAUUGUUCACAUGAGAGUCCACACGAAAGAGAAACCCUUCAGCUGCUCUGACUGCGGGAAAAGAUAUAGCCGAAAGUCAGGUCUGAAGACUCACAUGAAACAUCACACAGGAGAGAAACCCUUCAGCUGCUCUGAGUGUGCCAAAACAUUUACCCUGGAGAACAACCUGACCACACACAUGAAGACUCACACAGGGGAGAAACCCUUCAGCUGCUCUGACUGUGGUCUAAGAUUUGCCCGUAGAAGAUGUCUAAGAGAACACAUGAUACUUCACACGGGGGAGAAACCGCAUGCAUGCCCUGAAUGCGAUAGAAGAUUUUCCCAUAAAAGAAAUCUUAGCAAACAUAUGGUGGUCCACACAAGAGAGAAACCUUUCAGCUGCUCUGUGUGUGAGGACAAAUUUGAUCACAAGUCUGAGCUGAAGACUCACAUGGAACAUCACACAGGAGAGAAACCCUUCAGCUGCUCUGUGUGUGCCAAAACUUUUACCCAGAAGUACAACCUGACCACACACAUGAAGAUUCACACGGGGGAGAAACCCUUCAGCUGCCAUGACUGUGGUCUAAGAUUUGCCCGUAAAGGAUGUCUGAAAGGACACAUGAUAGUUCACACUGGGGAGAAACCACAUGGAUGCCCUGAAUGCGGUAGAUUAUUUUCUCAUAAAAGAAAUCUUACCAAACACAUGAGAGUCCACACAAGAGAGAAAUCCUUCAGCUGCUCUGAGUGUGGGGAAACAUUUGAUCACAAGUCUGGUCUGAAGGCUCACAUGGCAGAUCACAGAGGGUAGACUGGUUCCAGCUGCUGUCUUUGUCACCAUGUAGUCUUUAAAAGUUGAAUUGACCCAACAUAUGACUGUUCAUGUAAAAGAGAAACCAGUUUGCUGCUCUGAGUGUGGCAGAAGAUUUAGCCGAGAGGGAACACAGAGAGAACACAGAAGACUUCACACGAGCGCCAAAUCCCAACAAACGUUAUCCUCAGACUCUUUCCAUCAGAGCAGGUCUAGACCGUACUCUAUGUUCUAAACAAAGACCCAACACCUGUCGUGGAAUUUUCAUAGUCGUAUAUAUGAAUACUUAACACUUGUAUCUUUCCAGUGUAAGUGUCAGGUGCAGAGUUACUUCCUUGCAAUGUCAGCCGAGACUACUGGGGGAUAGGCGAGACAGGGUCACUGCACUAAUCAAGGUCUUUCUCUCUGCUCCUGUCUUUAUCUGUAUGUUUAGACUGAUGUAGUGUCUCCACACUGUUUUGUUUCCUAUUGUCCAAAUAUGGGCGUCGUCUUUGGGGAUAAAGUACCACGCCUGAGGAAUUGUCUGGCAGAACUGACUUGGCACUGCACUGCACUCUCCUGCCUGUGUACUGUUAUGUUAUUUCUCCUCAAUUGAGUUCUACAUAAACUUUUUCAAUGUAAGCCAUCAGAGUCUCCCGAGUCUUCUAUGUCCAGUGUCCAGUUUAUUGAUGAAUUUCACCACAACACCAAGACCGGAUCAGAUCCAGUCCCAUCUUACAGACAGGACCCAGUCUGAUCUCAUCUACACAAGGACAAGCAUCCUUUAACAGGCAGAAACCUCUAGCAGGACCAGACUCAUGUUAGACACACAUCUGCUGAGACCGCGUGGAAACCAUGGAGAGAUCCAGAGGAACCUACGAGACAAGGGAGCUCUUGGACUCCAGAAAGGUCUAUGGUUAGUAACUUUGAUGGGACAAUGUGGCUCUCUGAUUCUGAUUGGUCAAAACCCCUUGACAAUGGGGUUUUGACUAAAUCAGGGAAAUGAACAUAACAGGAGGGUUAACAUGGAAAAACAGUGGUAGGCUGAGUAUUACACAGUGGUCUAAUGAAAUGUCUCUGCGCUUGGCUCUGGAAAAGAGAACAUAUACACUUUAGGUCAAACUAGAAUUAUUUGAUGGUAUCUGGGGCCUAUUUAUUAAUUUUCUUCAGGAUAAGGAUCGGUCACACAUCUGGAGCUAGGCUGGAAAAGAGUUGGCAAUGUUUGUAAUUGUGAUACACAAAUCAUCUAUGGUAAUCUACUCCCUUUAUUUAUCUCUUGUUAAUACAGACAAUAAUAAUGUAACAUUUUGUAAUAUAUGCUCUUUUUGAUUCCCCCCCCCUUGUAUUCUUAUUGAUUUUUCCCUUUAUUUUAUAGAUAUGUGCAUGUGUAUGUAAAUCUAUAUAUUUAAAAACCUCCUUGUGAUUGUGUGUCUUUGAAAAAGUUUUUAAAAAAUCAAUAUACACACAUUGUUUAAAACAAAUAAAUUUGGAU